GGUCUGAGUUUACUGAGAUAAUUCCAAUUGGACUUCUCAAGAAUUUUUGGUUAGAUGCUAGUAGCGCAGGCAUAUCGGACUUAUCGAUAGCAGAUCGGAGUGCUAAUUUCUCCGCCAUCUUUUCCGUACCUGUGUACCAUAGAAGUGACCCGCACCGAUAUGCUUUUAUCGGAGGUCUCAUUCCUAAAAUUUAGCUGGGGCUCUUUUGCGAUUUUGAUGUUGGAGCUUCUGGUGUUGGAAAUUCGCUGAGGACCAACAUUCGAAUUCGAUCCGCACCAGCAAUGGCGAGUGCGAAUUGCUGGAGGUGUCUAGCACGGCCCUCACAGCGGCUACUCGUGCCAGCAUCAUUAUUACCAGCUCCGUCGACCCCAGCAUCAGCGGCAGCGUUCACCACUUCGGCGCAACUGAGGGCCAAACCCGGCCAGAAGGAAGAGCCAAACCUCUCACGACAUAUUCGUACUGGUAAAAAGUUGAUAUUGGGAAAGAAGAAGCGGCCAGCCGACAAGGGUAAACCGCCGGUGUCUGGGGAAAGAAAGGCAUUUCGGAAGCGCAUUCAGCUCAGCAACAAUAAUGCCUUGGCUGUACCAGGCCUUGGCGAAUUGACGGCCGAGAAUGUCGUGGACGCUAGUUCUGUAGGUCAGGUUUUCAGCCUCCCGGAGGUGGUGUUAGACCAACUGAGGGCCAGCGAGGCAUUCAAGCCGACGCAGACUUGGGGCUUAUUCCGGUCACCACAUACGUUAAUCAGGAAGGAGACGGUAGACCUAGCGAAGCAACUCACGGAUGCUGUCGGCAAGAAAGAAACUCUGAGGUUGGUUAUUACUGGAGAUAGGGCGUCGGGAAAGAGUGUCUUAGGGCUUCAAGGGUUGGCAACGGGGUUCCUGAAUAAAUGGGUUGUAAUUAACAUCCCGGAAGCGCAAGAACUGACUACUGCGGCGACUGAGUAUUCUCCGAUACCUAAUUCUGAGCAGUUCUCCCAACCCGUAUACACCGUCAAGCUCUUCCAGGCUAUCUACAAGGCCAACCAGCCCAUUUUAUCACAGUAUAAGGUCGAGCUGGACCAUAUGCACCUCCCUAUCUCAGUGAACCGAGGUAUGACGCUCGCCGCCCUCGCCAACGCCACCAAGGAACCCGAGUUUGCCUGGCCCGUAUUCCAGGCCUUCUGGAAGGAACUGUUACUACCAGGCCGUCCACCGAUCAUGUUUGCGCUUGACGGCCUUAGCCACAUCAUGCGCAUCAGCGAUUACCGCUCACCUGCCUUCCAGCUUAUCCACAGCCAUGACCUUAGCUUACUCCGCCUAUUCACGGACGCGCUAGGCGGCAAGACGAAUUUUGCCAACGGCGCGGCGAUCCUGGGCGUGUGCACCAAGGGCAAUAGCCCCGUGAUCCCGUCGAUGGAGAAGGCUCUAGAGCAAGCUGCUGCCGCACAGGCCGGCGAGCCGAUCCCGCCUCGAGACCCGUUCUUCGCCAAGUACGACGAACGCGUGUUCGACGCUCUCAAGGGCGUCAAGGUCUUGAACCUCCGCGGCGUCUCUAAGCUGGAAGCCCGCGCGCUAAUGGAAUACUGGGCUGCGAGCGGUAUUCUUCGCCUGCGCGUCGACGAGAAGAACGUCAGCGAGAAGUGGACCCUGGCUGGUAGCGGUAUCCUCGGCGAGAUGGAGCGAGCUGCGCUGUAUGAUGUCAGAUCGCCUGUGUAAAUUACUCAUGCUUCUCUAUGAAGUGACUACCGCUCUAGAGGUUAGGCGACGAUAUAUCGCUGGUAAGGAUGUAUAUAACACAAUAUGUUCCCGUGUAGAAUAUUCACGAUAUGAUAUAAGCUCUACGGUGAUAUGCAUUGGUUAUGCUCUGUUUUAGUUGUAAUGCGUGCUAAUGAAUAAAGGACCAUAGGGGAUUGUAGUUGAAUUGGAGAAACGUAUUCGUAUGAUGGGAACGUGUAUACAUUGUAUCAAAGGGACUAUAGCGCUCAUGUAUUUGAAGAUGAAGAAAGGUUAAGUUGAGUACCUAAUGUACAUAUCUCGUCUCAGUAAUUUGCUAUACGUGCCACUUUUUUAUAUUACAUCAACUUGGAUGAUUUAGAAUCUUAAACUUGAUAUAACACUUAUAUAUAGGUAAAUG
This is a messenger RNA of Daldinia loculata, 2112 nucleotides long. Its product is annotated as mitochondrial ribosomal protein. The transcript has 2 exons. Gene Ontology annotation, biological process: mitochondrial translation. Gene Ontology annotation, molecular function: structural constituent of ribosome. Gene Ontology annotation, cellular component: mitochondrial small ribosomal subunit. NCBI's taxonomy places the organism in Eukaryota, Fungi, Ascomycota, Sordariomycetes, Xylariales, Hypoxylaceae. The record is from RefSeq and is a predicted model, not a curated record. Bases 282 to 1694 code for a protein of 470 amino acids.